Messenger RNA from Hydatigera taeniaeformis, 1089 nucleotides. The record is from the annotation of a GenBank genome assembly. Lineage: Eukaryota; Metazoa; Platyhelminthes; Cestoda; Cyclophyllidea; Taeniidae.
AUGCAGGUACAAAGCAGAGCCCGUAUUUAUGCUGAUGUGAAUCUGAACAAGCCCCGUGAGUAUUGGGACUAUGAAAACUAUACCAUUAACUGGGGAGACCAAGAUGAUUACCAAAUCGUGCGGAAGCUUGGCCGUGGAAAAUACAGUGAAGUUUUUCAGGGGAUAAAUGUUACCAACAAUACCAAUUGUGUUAUCAAGGUGCUUAAGCCAGUGAAGAAGAAGAAGAUUCGUCGUGAAAUCAAGAUUUUAGAAAAUCUCAGGGGGGCCGAAAAUAUUGUUUCUCUCUUGGCUGCUGUCAAGGAUCCUGUGUCGAGAACUCCAGCCCUUAUUUUUGAAUACGUUGACAACAAGGAUUUCAAGGAUUUGUACCAAAAUCUGACUGACUACGACAUUCGGUUCUACAUGUUCGAAUUGCUUCGCGCUCUCGAUGCAUGUCACAGCAUGGGAAUCAUGCAUCGCGAUGUCAAACCUCACAACGUCAUGAUUGACCAUCCAAUGAGGAAGCUCCGCCUUAUUGAUUGGGGUCUUGCUGAAUUUUACCACCCUGGUCAGGAGUACAAUGUUCGCGUCGCAUCUAGGUAUUUCAAGGGGCCAGAGUUACUUUUGGAUUAUCAGACAUAUGACUACUCACUCGAUUUGUGGUCUCUGGGUUGCAUGUUGGCAAGUAUGAUAUUCAAAAAGGAACCCUUUUUUCACGGCCACGAUAAUUAUGACCAGUUGGUGCGCAUUGCAAAGGUUUUGGGCACGGUUGAGCUGUUUGAUUACAUUCGUAAGUAUAACAUUGAAAUGGAUCCUCGUUUUAAUGACAUUCUGGGAAGGCAUGGUCGAAAACGCUGGGAUCGUUUUAUUACGGCUGACUGUGAGCAUCUAGCAACACCAGAUGCGAUCGAUUUGCUCGACAAGUUGUUGAGAUAUGAUCACCAUGAGCGCCUUACGGCGAAGGAAGCAAUGGAGCAUGAAUACUUUGCCAGCAUUCGAAAGGCCCGCUCCGAGGGCGCUGCUGCUGCUGCGGUUGUUGCUGCGAAUAAUGGGAGCAAGGAAGGAUGCAACAGCGUUGGCGAUGUUAAUUCAAAGGAUGUCGCAAACUAG